Molecule: messenger RNA, 2821 nt
Organism: Oppiella nova
Lineage: Eukaryota; Metazoa; Arthropoda; Arachnida; Sarcoptiformes; Oppiidae
Source: the annotation of a GenBank genome assembly
AUGCAAAUCAAGUCUUUGCUGCAGAAGACGGUCAUAAGCGCCACAAAUGGACACAACAGUCACCGCCACUACAUCGCCACCGGUUCCGCCACCACUACCGGUGCGGCCACACAGUCGGUGCCCACCGAAGCCAAAGUGAUUAUCUAUGGCAACGACUUGACCGCAGUGUCCAUCGCCUACCAGUUGUCACAAUUGCCAGACUUUGGCCACAACUGCAUCGUUAUCACCGGCAAUAAGUCCAACACAACCACACAUAUGAUGGACACGACAGUGACCGGCCAUCGCACCAUUAACUCGAGUCUCUUGAAUCACAUGAUUGUCGCCAACCCAAGAGUCUCGCAACUGAUUCAAUACAGUCGACAACUGUUUGACGUGACUUCUUGUGGUGCGCUAUAUGUGGCGCACAAUCCCUGGACUCUCGACUCCUUCCGGCGCCGCAUCUCUUCAGCCAAACUCGUGUUCACUGGCGAUGACCCCAAAGGACAGGCCAUCGACUUAUUAACCAAAGAGGAGAUCCAGAGCCGCUUCGGACAGUAUCUCAAUUGCGAUCAACUCUUAGGCGGUAUUUAUGUGCCAAACGAUGGCAUCAUUGAAGACAUCGGUGGACAACAGCGCAGACUCUGUGAGAUGGCGGCUAAGAAUGGCAUCAAAUUUAUGGAUAAUUUACUCUUAAAUAAGAUUAACAUAAAUAACAAUAAGGUCUCAAACGUAGAGCUCAUUGAUUGUCACACCAAUCGUAUUAAACGUAUUGAUUGUCAGUAUUUCGUCAACUCUGCCAACAAUUACUUGACUCGACUUAUAGCCAAACGGUGUCCCACGAGGGUUAGGAUACCCACCCUCUGUGUAUACAAUCACCUGAUGGUCACUAAACCGUUUGAUGGUCUGGUGGACAGCAGUGGUAGUGAUAGUGUUGUUCCCAUAAUCCAUGACUUCGACCAGAAGUUUACGGUUUAUCAGACGUCCGACCGAUCCCUAUGUCUAACCGGUUAUGAAAAAGUGUCAAAAAUUCUUCAGAAAAUUUUGUCGGAAAACGACAGAAACGGAGGACUGAACACAGAGUUACCGGAAAUACACGAAAAUUGGGACGACUUUUAUCGCAUAUUGAAGCCAAUACUAGAGCGCAUACCGGCGCUGAGCGCCGCCAAACUCCACAAACUGGUCGCUCGACUCGAGAACUUCACGCCCGACGGCCGCUCACUGAUCGGCGAAGUGCCAGAAAUUGGUAACUAUUUGUUGGCGGCGGCCGUCGCACCGCAAUUGGCCGCCGGCGCCGGGCGUCUCAUUACAGACAUUAUCACCAAAAAUGGCAAUUCGUUUGGUCACGACUUCUGGUCAUUAGAUCCGCGGCGCUUCAUAUCGUCGCAAAGCAAUCGCAUAUAUCUGUUCGAUCGGCUCCGGGAGGUGCCCGCGAAGGCCAGAUAUAAUAUCAAUUACCCGGCGCCUCAUAACGACUACGAGACCGCACAUGGACUCCGAACGAGUGCACUGUACCCCCGGUUCAAACAGGCCGGCGCUCUAUUCCAACAGAUUAUGGGCUAUGAGAGGCCGGCCGUCUAUAUGGGAUCCACAGACCCGGAUGACUAUCAGGACUACCAGUCCGGUCUGUCUGACAGUGAGACCCAUUCUGCCACUGAAUCACUGAAACACAGGUUUCUGGAGACCCAGUCUUUCGGUCGUCCGCAUUGGUUGGAAGCCGUGCAACAGGAAUACCAGGCCUGCAGGGAAAGGGUGGCUCUUCUCGAUUACUGCAGUUUUACUAAAUUAGAGCUGAAGUCGCAAAACGAUGAGGUGGUGGAGCUGUUGCAAUACCUGUGCUCUAAUGACGUUGACGUCAAUAUUGGCUCUAUUGUGCACACGGGUAUGCAGAACGAAAGGGGCGGUUAUGAGAACGACGUCUCAUUGAUUCGUUUGGCGGACAACCACUAUAUGCUGGUCGGGCCCACAGAACAACAGUCCCGGUGUAUAUCAUGGGUUAAAUCGCAUGACUUGGAGUCGAGUGUCGACAUCCGGGACAUAUCGGGUCAGUACACAGCCCUGUGUCUGAUGGGCCCGCUGUCCAAACAGGUGUUGAGCGAAGUGGUGGCCGACCCCUCAGAGCUCAACACCUUUCCAUUCUUCACGUACAAAGAGUUGACGAUUGGUUUGGCGCACUCCGUGCGCGUGUGUAACCUGACGCACACGGGGGAGUUGGGUUGGGUGCUGUACAUACCCAACGAGCACGCGAUGCACGUGUACGACCUGCUGGUGCGCAUUGGACAGCGCUAUGACAUGAGACACGCGGGCAGUAUUGCGAUGCGAACGCUGAGGAUCGAGAAGUUCUUCGCCUUUUGGGGCCAAGACUUGGACACAACGACUACACCUCUGGAGUGCGGCCGCAGUUUUCGCGUGAAGUUUGAAAAAGACUUUUUGGGUAAACCGGCGCUCGUUAGGCAGCGCGAGGAGGGCGUACGGCGCCGGUACGUACAGCUACUGCUCGACGGCUUCGACGACAAGUGCCAAAUCUGGCCCUGGGGUGGGGAACCCAUAUUCAUAUGCGACUCCCCGUACGAUAGUAAUGUUCCCGUAGGCCUGACCACCACCACGGGGUACGGGUUUACGUUGGGACGGCACGUGUGUUUGGGUUUUAUUAGGCAUCCCUUGAAUGAAGUGAUUUCUAACGACUUUAUACUGAAGUCUCGCUUUGAGGUGGAAAUCGGUGGCAAACGAUUCAAAGCGCGGACUAAUAUCCAUUCACCCAAACUGACGGACGUCACCGGCAGUUAUUUGGCCACCCGUUCCGGGCCUGACGUCUAAUUACAAAUAUUUUACAAUUGUGUCAACU